Molecule: messenger RNA, 522 nt
Organism: Volvox carteri f. nagariensis
Lineage: Eukaryota; Viridiplantae; Chlorophyta; Chlorophyceae; Chlamydomonadales; Volvocaceae
Gene: gpx4
Product: glutathione peroxidase
Exons: 5
Biological process (GO): response to oxidative stress
Molecular function (GO): glutathione peroxidase activity
Source: RefSeq, a predicted model, not a curated record
AUUGACGGCAAGGUUCGUCCUCUGAGCGAGUUUGCUGGCAAGGUGACGCUUGUUGUAAACGUGGCGUCUGCGUGCGGCUACACGGACGAGAACUAUAAGGGCUUAAUGAAGGUGUAUGAGAAGUACCAUCCCCAUGGGCUGGAGAUUCUUGGCUUUCCCUGCAACCAGGUGGGCCGGGGCAGACGGAAGUCCGGGACGGAGGCGGAUAUCAAGAACUUCUGCUCGUCGCGUUAUCACGUGAACUUCCCUAUGUUCAGUAAGGUGGAUGUCAACGGGCCGAACACGCACCCGGUGUACCAGUUCCUGAAGCGGGAGCUGCCCGAGUGGGAGGGCGGCGGUGGCAGCAAGGGCCCGGGCGCCGACCUGGUUUGGAACUUUCAGAAAAUCUUCGUGGAUCACGAGGGCCGUCCUGUCAAGCGGCUUUACCAGGCCUGGGACCAGAACGCGGUGGAGUCGGAGGUGUACCGGCUGCUUCGGGAGGCUCGGCAGGCGGGAGCCGCUACGGCGCAGCCCACAAGUUGA